AAAUAAAAAGGGAAGUAGUAGAAGGAAAGGAGACUAAACAAAGGUGGAGUCUUGGUACAAAAGGAAGCCAUCAGAGAGAUAGAGAGAGAGAAUACAAAAGAUCAAAAAAAUUGAAAUAGAAGAGUUGUGAUUCUUUCUUCCCUUCCCUUCCUCCCUCAGCAAUUAGUUUGUCCUAUUUUGCGUGUUGGUUUUCUCUAAAUCGCAAAACCCUCUCUCUCUCUCUCUCUCCUCUAAUCUUCUCUUGUGCUUCUCGCAGCUUCGACGCUUCAUCCAUUCUAUAAUUCUAUUCUAUUCGGUGAUUACAAUUUUAUCAAACAAACCCCCUUUCUUUCUUUGCUUUCUCUCUCUAUCUCUCUCUCUCCCUUUUCAAUUUUUUUUUUUUUUUUAAAGUUCUUGGAGAAAAAGGUUGCCAAAUUUCAUUGCUGCUUUUACAGAGCAAGAUAAAAGAGAGUUGUUAGUUAAGAUGGAGAUGAUGUGCUAUCAACAGCAGCAGGGGAGGAAUUCUUACACAGAUUCCCUCAAGAUUUUGGAGUCUGAUAUUCAACAAGCCAACGCCCUACGAGAGUCAGACCAACACCGCCGAAUCAUUACAUGUUUAUUUGUGGUUUCCCGCGCGGCUGCGAUCCCUAAAGCAAAGGGAGGUGCGCGCCUGCAAAUGAAAGUGGUUUACAACGAAAUGACGCCGCUCUUGAUGUAUUUUCUUCGAUGGUUUGAUUGUUCGUGCUCGUGCUUUAUGCCUAGGCAUCUCAAUCUUUUCGACAUCCUCAUAUACAAGGUGUAUGCAGACGGGAGGCCAAAAGUAUCGACCCGCGGAAGGAAAGCUUCGAUACGAGACUUUUACGCUGUUAUAUUGCCGUCGCUGCAACGUCUCCAUUACGACCUAGUCGAGCUUGACGGCACGAAAGACGAACACCCCCUUCGAAAGAACGUCGGGAAGAAGACCCGGGAAGGCGACGUCGGAGAAGCCAACUCGGAUUCGGAGAGAGACGACGAAUGCGGUAUUUGCUUAGAGCCCUGCACGAAAAUGGUCGUCCCGGGUUGCUGCCACGCCAUGUGCAUAAAUUGCUACCGCGACUGGAGUACGAGAUCAGAGUCGUGCCCGUUUUGCCGGGGCAGUCUCAAGAGAGUGAAAUCGAGAGACUUAUGGGUUCUGCCGUGCAAAGAUGAGGUGAUCGACCCGGAAACAGUCCCGAUGGAAGAUUUACGACGAUUCUAUCUUUAUAUUCGGAACCUUCCGAAGGAUUCGCCCGAUGCGCUAUUCCUGAUGUACUACGAGCAUUUGAUAUGAAGGUGAAGUUUCGAUUCGACGCAGCCGUAUACCCCCGAAGCCGACCGAACUCGAAAUGUAUAUAGUGUCCGGUAAGGAUGUGUUUGUGUGGAAUAAGUGUUGACACGGCCGUGUUGCCUUCGCCAGCCGAAAAAUGGCUUGGGAAAUUAGAUGGCGAUGGGAGCCGUGUUGAUGUAAUUUGUGGCAGAUGGUGUCGUCCUGUCUUUUGCUCUAAUUUUGUGGGCUUAAGACAAACAAUGUUUAUGUAAUGUCUAAUCGAUCAUUCAUGCAAAAUUAUGCAUUGUGUCGUGUCACCUCAACUUUCUACUAAAGUUUGAAUAUUUUAUUAAAUUCGAU
This is a messenger RNA of Andrographis paniculata, 1624 nucleotides long. Its product is annotated as E3 ubiquitin-protein ligase AIRP2. Bases 464 to 1288 code for a protein of 274 amino acids. NCBI's taxonomy places the organism in Eukaryota, Viridiplantae, Streptophyta, Magnoliopsida, Lamiales, Acanthaceae. The transcript has 6 exons. Gene Ontology annotation, biological process: protein ubiquitination. Gene Ontology annotation, molecular function: ubiquitin protein ligase activity. The record is from RefSeq and is a predicted model, not a curated record.